CUUACCGUUUGAACCAUCUAGGGACACUGAUAUCGUAAACGCGGACGUACGACAAGAAAAUGUAUUGCCAUUUUAUUGGCAACAAAGUUGACGAAAAAGCACGACACGAAUAUAGGAAUAUUAAAUAACAUGUGCUUUAAAUACGAAUUUUGAAAACACGUGUUAAAAUUUUGAUUCACAUGAAAUACAUGAAAAGGAUACAGUUGUAACAAAUUUUAAUUUUUUUCUUAGAAAAGUGUUAUACGUGUAUUAUGCAAUAAACAACACAAUUAAAUGCAAAUUUGCUUCGCAGACUUUACGUCUAAAGCAUUUUAUAAUGUAGAUUUAAUAUGUAAAUUAGCGACGACGUAUUUUAAGUGAAUUAUUAUGCAUUGUUUCUACAUAGAAACUAAAUAAGUAGAGACAUCCGGAUGGGACUAAAAUAUUCAUAAUUCUGAAGAUUUUUACUUUUAAAAAAGAUGUUUGAAGAUAAAUUAGAUUUUUCAAAUUUAUGACUAAGUAUUGUAUGACAGCAUUUUUGCGCGCGGAAAUUGAAGAAAAUAUCAGGAAUACUCGAGAUUAAUUUAGGCAGUGCUUGACAACAAAGACUUAUUGUGUAGAGGUAUUAAGUAUGGCACCCGGAUCAGUUACCACGCCGGUUUUGGACGAGAAAUCACAAGUGAUAGAAAAGCCUAAAGAAGAACAUGAGCGUGAGACUUGGGAUACAAAAAUAGAAUUUCUCUUGUCGGUUGUCGGAUUUGCUGUCGAUCUUGGCAAUGUUUGGCGGUUCCCAUACAUCUGCUAUAGGAAUGGAGGAGGCGCGUUCCUUAUUCCUUACCUGGUUAUGUUGGUAUUUAGUGGCUUUCCCUUGUUCUACAUGGAACUGGCGCUAGGACAGUAUCAAAGAUGCGGAUGUAUUACUGUGUGGAAGAGAAUAUGUCCCGUAUUUAAAGGUAUUGGACUUGGAAUCUGUAUAAUUGCCACAUACGUUUCUUGGUACUACAAUACGAUAAUCAGCUGGGCCCUAUUUUAUUUCUUUUCAUCGAUGAGGGCGGAAGUGCCGUGGAAAACGUGCAACAAUACGUGGAACACCGACAUGUGUCUGGAUAGUGAAGCAAGACGCGCCUUUUAUGCAAGGAAUAGGAAUAUGUCUGAUGAAGAAUUAAAGGAACUAAAAAAGAACUACACGACCCCCAACGAAGAAUUCUUUGAGAAAGAGGUUCUAGGUCUUACUGACGAGUACAAUAUAGAUCAUUUAGGUCCAGUUAGAUGGCAGCUAGCAUUAUGUUUAAUGGGCGUUUUUACCAUCGUGUAUUUCGCAAUGUGGAAAGGAGUGAAAAGCUCUGGAAAGGCGGUAUGGAUAACAGCAACUAUGCCCUACGUUGUUCUGAUAAUAUUACUUGGUGUUGGAAUAUCAUUAGACGGCGCAGGAGACGGUAUCAAAUAUUUCAUCACUCCAACUUUCGCAAGACUAGGUGAUUAUAAAGUGUGGGUAGACGCAGCCGCACAGAUAUUCUUCUCUCUCGGGCCUGGAUUUGGCGUGCUUCUUGCCCUAUCAAGCUACAAUAAGUUCUCGAACAACUGUUUCAGGGAUGCACUUAUAACCAGUGGAAUAAAUUGUGGAACCAGCUUUCUCGCUGGUUUUGCUGUAUUCUCUGUCCUUGGUCAUAUGGCUUACGUGCAAGACACGGAUAUUGAAAACGUUGCACGGGAAGAUGUUGGUUUAAUAUUUAUCGUGUACCCGGAAGCGAUAUCAAAUCUGAAAGGGUCAAGUGUGUGGGCAGUGAUUUUCUUCUUCAUGCUAAUCACUCUUGGUUUGGACACAACGUUCGGUGGUUUGGAAGCUAUUGCAACAGGGAUACUAGACGAGUGGCCUUUCCUCAGAAAGCGACGUGAGCUUUUUAUACUUGGACUUAUGUCGUACUGCUUUCUAGGCAGUCUUGCAACAACCACAUAUGGUGGAAUUUACUUGGUACAAUUACUUGACACAUACGGUGCUCCAAUCAGCAUCUUGUUUAUAGUGUGCUUGGAAUCCAUCGCUGUUACCUGGAUUUACGGGGCCACACGCUUCAGUCAUGACAUAGAAGCAAUGCUCGGACCAAAAUCUAGUUCAUACUGGACAUUCUGGAAGACAUGUUGGAUGUUCAUAGCUCCAGCCAUAUUAUUGUCGCUGUUCAUCAUGACGUUAGUAAUAGCACCAGUCCCACAAUAUAGCAAUUAUGAGUACCCGGAAUGGUCCAUUGCAGUAGGCUGGCUGAUGGUUGUUUCAUCAUUGAUAUGUAUACCCGCGUAUGCUAUAUACAAGUUUUUGAUAACACCAGGAUCUGUUGUCGAGAGAACAAGAGCGAUAAUAAUACCAGAGGAAUCUCCGCAGCAUAUUGAAGAGUUGCGGGUCUUUGUAUGAGGGCACAACUUACCUCACUGAUUUAGGAAUUUAAGAUUUUAAAGCAGUUUGAAUAAAAUUUAUUUCCUUGUUAUUCUAUCAUGUAUUUAGGAAGAUUUGUGUAGGAUUACAACUCGCUUUGAAUAAAAUUUCAUUUCAUUCCGAUCUUAAUAAUGUAUUUAGGUAUUUAGAAUUGUAAAGCGCUUUGAAUGAAUAUUAUUUUUUUGUGCUCUUGAACAUGUGUUUCGGAAUUGAGAAUUUUAAAGUACUUUAAAUGAAUAAUUAUUAUGUCUCCCACAUGUAGUUGGGGAGACAUAUUGAUUUAUUGCUGUCCAUCCGUCCGUUCGUCCGUAUCCACGCAACUCCUCUGACAUCACCAGGUCUAUUUACGCCAAACUUCUCAGAGAUGGUCAUUGUCAAGCAUAUUUGUGCUUUUCGUCAGCAUUUUCUGGUUUAAUGAUUUUUAGUGGAGUUAUGGUACUUGAUUCAUCAAAUCGUGCGAUGUUUGGGCCAUUUUUCUUAUAUUAUAUUGGGCAGAUUUCCACCAAACCUUACAAGAGUAAUAAGUGCAAAACCUAAUUGUGCGAAUUGUCGACAUUUUCCGGUUUAUUGAAUUUCAGCAGAUUUAUGGCCCUUGACUCAUCAAAUUUUAUGAUGUUUUAGCAACUCUCUUAUAUCGUUUUUGGCGGAUUUCAACCAAAUCUUACUACAGUGAUCAGUACCAAACCUCAUUGUACAUAUUAUUGGUAUGCUCCGGUUCAGCGAUUUUCAGUGGAGUUAUGGCCCUUGAUUUGAUGUAUUUUUACCUUGUCCCGGCAGCUGCUUUGAUAUCACUAGAAACCUUCACAAAAGUGGCAUGUACCAGUUCCGUGUUUUUCCAGCAGGCGUAUUGUCCUUGUUCCGUCAAAUCACAUGAUGUUUAGCUACUUCCCUUAUAUAAUAGGGCAGAUUUUUCAGAAAAGUUAAAAAUUGUGUCAGCUGGUAAUUUAGCUAAGGUAAUUUGUAAUUACUUUGUUCAUGGUAAAUAGCAUUCGCUUAGCAAUUUGUAAUAGAAGAAGCCGCACUCUUACAAAGGUAUAAAGCAUCAUUUGGUAAUUUAGCAAUGCUUAUGCAAAAAGAAGAUUUAUCAUUCAACAGUAUUAAUCAUAGUUUAAAAGUAUACUAGUCUCAAAGUUUAUGUAAUUAUAAAUCAACAGAUUUAUGUGUAAUAACAGCACGAUGCAUUAGGUUUAAAGUAGUGCACGUUUGUUGUAUAUAGCUUUUUACAGUUAUGUGUAAUUCCACAGUCAGCGCCAAAUAUUAUCAUCCUUAAUGUC
This is a messenger RNA of Mercenaria mercenaria, 3678 nucleotides long. RefSeq names its product sodium-dependent serotonin transporter-like. Gene Ontology annotation, biological process: serotonin uptake; sodium ion transmembrane transport. The transcript is spliced from 13 exons. Gene Ontology annotation, cellular component: membrane; neuron projection. Lineage: Eukaryota; Metazoa; Mollusca; Bivalvia; Venerida; Veneridae. Gene Ontology annotation, molecular function: serotonin:sodium:chloride symporter activity; serotonin binding. The coding region runs from base 611 to 2383 and encodes 590 amino acids. The record is from RefSeq and is a predicted model, not a curated record.